This is a messenger RNA of Guyanagaster necrorhizus, 513 nucleotides long. RefSeq lists its product as uncharacterized. The record is from RefSeq and is a predicted model, not a curated record. The coding region runs from base 1 to 513 and encodes 170 amino acids. The transcript is spliced from 3 exons. Lineage: Eukaryota; Fungi; Basidiomycota; Agaricomycetes; Agaricales; Physalacriaceae.
AUGCACUUGGUACGAGCCCUUCGUAACCACUCGUUGCCUCUCCGAAGUACUUGGAAUUUCCACGAUCCAGUGCGAAGGGCGACACCUAUGCAAGGAUCAAAUCAUCCUUUCGGCGAACAGAAAUCAUCUUUAAAUGCAGAUACGUGCUAUGCCUUUGCUGAUUUGUACAUUUCUGUAAAGCUCAGAUUGCGAGUCAUUAUGCUCCAUUCUCAGGGAACGGUUUGUCUGACUCUCUACCACGCAUUCUCUAUUCCGGUCAAAACUCGGGCCUCGGUUGGCAUCUCCACUUCUACGACCAAAACGUUGCUCGCUCCACGGCUGGGGCGAGCAAAAAGUGCGGCGUGUGAUUACGCAUGUGAUAAGGACCGUAACUUCCCCCCCGCCCCCUGGGGAACCCCGGCUUGCCAGCAAGACAUUGAUAGAACAGAACAAAAUAGAAUAAUGGGCCGAGGCUGGGAACUCUCUGGCUGGGAGUUGAACCCAUCUUUCACACAAACACCCUCCGAUUUCUGA